AUGAGACACUUAAUAAAGAAGUCUAAACAUUCUGGAGGCCCUGACAAUCUACCAGGAGACAUAGAACUGUCUACAAAAGAUGGAGAUAAGAAACUGUCUAGGGAAGCUGGUGAGUCGAGUCACACAUUGAUCACUGAAAACACUGUGGAAACUCUCAGUGAUUCAGAAGCAAAAUCUUCAAAAUGUGGAUUCAAGACACAAAUCACACGCUUAAUAAAGAAUUCUAAAGAUUCUGGAGGCCCUGACAUCCUACCAGAAGUCCCAGUGCUCUUGGAUUUCAAACAGAAUCUAGAACUGAACCGUUUGGCCGAAGCUAGUCAGCAGCUUUUAGCUCGGGAGGAGCAACUCUUCAGCUCUGAAUCAGCAGAUGAGCAGGUGGUUUGCUCAGAGGAAGAGGAGGAGCGAUUGAAGAAUGACUAUGAGACCCUAGAACUGCGUCUGUGGAUGGCUAUUAAAAACUCCUUCAACAAAAGGAAUGAGGCGACGCUGAAAAGUGCUGUGGCUGCAAUAGUUCAGGAGGAGGAACGGGACAGACUGUGGGAGGAGGUAGCUAAAAAGGAGCACCCUAUCUGGAGGCCCAUGAAGUGCCGAGAGUGGCAUGAUAUUCUGCUUCAAAAAGUUGUAGAUAAACGGAUGCAGUUGGCAGAUAGGGAGAAAAAUGUGUCAGACAACCUGAGUGAAAUGAGCGUGCUCAUUCAAAAUGACCUGUUUUAUGUGGUCAAAGAUCUUCAGGGUUUUUAUCCACCAGAGUUUGAAAUAUGCCACAUGUAUGCUCAGCUGUAUCAUCAGGUUUUCACCAAACAUCUCAGAAAACUGCCUCGACUCAACAUCCCCAUCCAGGACUGCAUGUUCAUACUGGGGCAAAUAAGCAAUUAUUCAAACAAUGUGUUGCAUCACAGUGAGCUGGAGUCAGACAUAAAUAGCAAAGCACUAGAACCUCUGUUAUCUGAAGAAGAUCUUGAUUCACUGAAAGAGCAGUACCUUUCACACAAAGAGGGUGAAAUUAGAACACUGUUGUUCAAUGUUCUAAAACUUGAAGAGCAAAACUGGCAGAUUACCGACAGAUCUCAUCUCACUGACGGAUACUACUGCACUCUUGCCUUGGAUACCAUACAUUUUGUUGACAGUGCCAUUGAACAGGCCACAGCUCUCUUGAGUAAGAAGGGUAAAGCUCAGAGGAUAUUAUUUCUACUGCCUGACUUCCUGGCAAGUUACAAGAACUCAAUAGAAGAACUUCUCAAAAGCCAGAAAAACAUCAGUGAAAUUCUGAAAGCCAAUCUGUUUAGUGUCUAUAAACUCAGGCAAUACAUAAAGGACAGACCUGAUCUCCCAGAGCACACGAAAACAGCCUGGCUUUCCACUACAGUGAAAAUCAGAGACUCAUGCCACAAAUACUUUCUGGGCCCCAUACAUGAUGAGCUGAAGGUGAAUUACAGUAUGUUGUGGACUGCAGCCUGGUUUACUGAGCAUUGUGAGGUCAUUGAGGAGCUGGAGAAUAAACUGAUAGAGAAGAUUAGUUAUCUAUGGGACAUUUACCCUGCAUGUCUACAGGAGCUGUUGGGUCAACUACAUUUUGAGGUGAUGAUUAAAUAUGUGGGGAGGAUGCUGAAGAGAAAACUAAAACUGACAAACAAGGAGGAUCAGGAGAAAGCUGCAGACCUUCUGUGUCAGGACAGCAGCAGGAUCAACACACUGUUUAUUGAAAAUGGAUCCGACAGAACGUGGUUGUGUGAAAUCCUGCCCAAGGUUUCAGAAGUGCUAAAAGUACAAGAUCCAGAUGCUCUUGAACUAGAGGUCUAUACUCUACUGAAAGAAUACCCUGACAUCACUGAAAACCAGGUUUGUGCGAUCUUGCAGUUGAAGACCAAUGUCUCCUGUGCAGACAGACGCAUGAUCAAGGAAUGUUACCAUCAAAGUAAGAGCGACAUUCUGGACUCCGAGCCUGCUCCACCUUUUUUCUGCCAAGUGCCAAGAAACUUCUCAUUAUACUUUGGUUCUUGUUUUUGUACACGGCCUUCUUUUCACAUGAAGGAAACACUUAUGUGUAAUAAGGGCUGCUACUCAGUUAAUGCAGCCAGUCCAGUGUAAAACAAACAAACAAACAAACAAACAAAAAAACUAAAAAAAAAAAACAGGGAAACAAAGCCAGAAAAGUCAGUGAACUCCUGAUAAUCAAAGCAGGGUGCAGGGUGAGGUUAAAAUCGUAAAGGUGUUUUUUUUCCUGGACAGGGAUUAAUCCUAAUCUUACACUGCACAGCAUUUUGAAUGUAGGUUCUCCAUUGUAAGGACAAUAUAGUCUACAUUUAGGCUAAAUCACUGUCCAAAAAACUGACCCAAAGAGUGUUAUGCUUAUUCAGCUCUGAAAAAAAUGAAGAGACCACUUCAACGUCUGAAUAAGUUUAUAUUCAUAAAGUUUUAAGAGUUCAGAAAUCAAUAUUUGGUGGAAUAACCCUUGUUGCAUCUUGGCAUGUUCUCCUCCACCAGUCCUACACACUGCUUUGGAGAAAUUUAUGCCACUCCUGGUGCAAAAAUUCAAGCAGUUCAGCUUGAUCUUGUGUUCUUGUGAUCAUCCAUAUUCCUCUUGAUUAUAUUCCAGAGCUUUUCAAUUUGUUAAAAAAAAAUAAUGUAUACACAUUAAUGACUGUCAAAGCAUUAAGUCCGAUUCAGGAGAACGGCAUGAGGUUUUAAGGAGACAGUACACAAGCAUGCACUUUAAUAAACAACUAUUGCCUUUAAUAUUUUGUGCUUGGUAGAUUGUAAAAACAGUGUUUGAUCAAAAUCAGACCAUUUUGAGGUCAUGAUUAUUGUGUCAACCUACUGUCAUUUUUUCCAGGGAAGCAUCCAUGAGUAAAGAUAAUUGAUUUUGUUUUAUAAAGUUACUUUACAUAUUUAUUUAAAAUGUGUAAUCCAGAAAGCAUUUUAAAAUAUAGGCCUAAAAAUAUUUUAAUUGCAUUUAGCUGAAAUCAAAUCAAAAGAAAAAAAAAAAAAAGACUUUUUGUGUAAACAUAAUAAUAGACUGAUAACUGGAUGUGUCGUAAUUUCUUCCAGCUGUAAAAAAACAAAUUAGAUAAUAGCUGAAGAGGAAGAAAUGUCAGUAAGUCCAGAAAUCUUGUCAUAACUCACAGGCCUUAAAUGCUACAAAACAAGUCUCAAAUCAACAACUAAGUCCCCACCCACAUAUGACCAGAUCUUUUCAAAGUCUCCAGCAGCAUCUUAGAUUACCUCACUGAGAUGAUCUCUCAUAAAGUUUGACGACAAAGGCCUCAAGCAGAACACUGCAAACAUGAAUACUGCCCAAAAUAAGCCGAAAUCUAAGAUCCUUUAUUGAUUCUCACUUUUAAACUUCAACACAAAUCUAAAGUAGAUUUUCUAACAGAAACAGGAUUUCCUUAAACAGCAGCCCACUGCAUUCGGUUCACAUUAUCCAAAAAUAAAAACAAAUCCAACAUAAGGUAAGUUUUAUAAUGUUAUGGCUAUGCCACUGCCUUUACUUUACCCACACACUCCUGAACAAGGUUUUAGUUUUUAGUUAACGUUGUUUAGAUUUAGAAAAUACUGUUUAUGUCCGUUCCUGCAAUUACUCAAAAAUAUGGAGAGCAAAAACCUUAGUUUUCAGUCACCUAAUCCUGCAUUUUUAACAUAGAUGGGAGUCCACAAUUCAGAAAUUCAGCUAUAUGAGAUGCAGUAGGACGGCGAAUUAUUAGAUUAAAAAUAAAAGAUAAGCAGUUUCUCUGUUUUUUUUAUUAUAUAUGAUCUACCCACAUACAAUAUACAUGCCUUUUCUCCAUCAUAGGAUUUUAAUCUACAGUUGGGAUAAAUUGAUAAACUACUGCAAAAUAGUGAAAAAUUUAAAAACUAGGCACCUGUUGUAUUCAAAAUACGGUAAUACUCUUCAUGUACCAAUGCACAUUUUUAACAUAGCACGGAUCAUUUGUAUAGCCUUUGCAAUUUAUUGUAGAUCUGCAGCCUGUAUGUGUGUGAUAAAAAUAUACCUUUCAGACAAGAGGGAACAAAAUCUCUUUUUCUUACAUUUGUUGCAGUUUUUGAUCUGAGAUAUGUAGCCUGAUGUUGAAGUAAAUCACUUUGGCCUAUCAGCAGUGGUGAUUUCAUUGUUUGUAAUUAUUCAUUGUUCUCUAUAGUGCUGGGAUUUUUUCCCUCUGUCAUCCAUAUUUACAGACAUGAGUCUGAGGUUCUUUUUUUUUGUUGUUGCUGUUAUUGUGACUGCUAUGGUCUGCUCUGCUGUCAUCGUGUAGCUCCAGUAGUUCCCCAGUGUAUGAAGCCUUUAAAACGCCUUCUAAACUGAUGACUGUGUGUGACUGAUUUUAAACAAGGCUCUUUUAUGUGGUUUGAAUGAGGAAGAGGAGCGUGGCUCUAGAGUGUGAAGGCAUAUUUAGUACUGAUCAUUGGGUUCAUUGUUCAGACACAUCACGUGUUUAAUAUGGAUGGGAGUCCACAAUUCGCAGUCCGCAAAAACCUUAGUUUUCAGUCACCUAAUCCUGCAUUUUUAACAUAGAUGGGAGUCCACAAUUCAGAAAUUCAGAUAUACGAGAUACAGUAGGACGGCGAAUUAUUAGAUUAAAAAUAAAAGAUAAGCAGUUUCUCUGUUUUUUUUAUUAUAUAUGAUCUACCCACAUACAAUAUACAUGCCUUUUCUCCAUCAUAGGAUUUUAAUCUACAGUUGGGAUAAAAAAAAUAGUGAAAAAAUUAAAAACUAUGCACCUGUUGUAUUCAAAGUACGGUAAUACUCUUCAUGUACCAAUGUACAUUUUUAACAUGUGUAGCUCCAGUAGUUCCCCAGUGUAUGAAGCCUUUAAAAGGCCCUCUAAACUGAUGACUGUGUGUGACUGAUUUUAAACAAGGCUCUUUUAUGUGGUUUGAAUGAGGAAGAGGAGCGUGGCUCUGGAGUGUGAAGGCAUAUUUAGUACUGAUCAUUGGGUUCAUUGUUCAGACACAUCACGUGUUUAAUAUGGAUGGGAGUCCACAAUUCAGAAAUUCAGCUUUAAGGGGUGCAGUAGGACAGUGAAUGGUUUGAUUAAAAAUCUUUUGCCGGAGUGUGAAGGCAUAUCAUGUACUGAUCAUUGGGUUCAUUCAUUGUUCAGACACAUCUUGUGUUCUCAGGAUCUCACAUCCCUCUCUUAUACAGAAUGUAUAAAAUGCAUGAUUGUGGUGUAAAGCAAUGUAUAUGGCAGAAUAAAACCCUAUUUAAAUUAUCUUUAUACUUACAUUUAAAAAUAGUUAAAUAGUUAAUUCAUAUUAUGAAAGAUUACACUGUAAUAUUGUACAAAAUUGACUUGCUGUCUCAUCUUGAAAGUAAAAAGCUUAAAAAAUGGGAAAUGAGGCAGUGUAGUUAAUAUUUCCUCUGAGGCACAGGGUGGCACAGGGCGUCUCAUAAUUUUAGCAAGAAAUUAUUAACAAGGCAUCAUGUGUAAUAUUAUGCAUACACAGUUUCUUUACAUCUUUUUACUGCUUAUAAGUAAUAUUUGUAUUGUCUGUGUUCUUAAAAAUGCUGUAUGUGAAGGAUUGAAAAAAAGCAUAGGUGUGACAGUUCCCUACAGAUAAACUGGAUAUCCUCUUCCUCUUCCAGUUUCCUAUUAACAUGCUAAGUAAUGAAUUUGGACUGGCAGGUGUUAGCACUUAUUAAAAUAAUAACAGGAUUAUGCCUGUCCUGAUCUAUAAGAACAGAUUUUAUCUAUAGUUCCAGUAAGGUUCACACCAGGUGACUGCACCCCACACAGGCUACUAUUCUCAUUUUCUAUUCUGUGCUGCCCUCUAGAGGAUGCCCUUAAACUACAUUAAACUCAGUACCAUUGCUGCAGAGACACAGAAAUUGUAACUUUUUUUCUGUGUUAUUGUUUUUCCUAUUAAAUAAUUUUCUUAUUAUUUUACAUAAUAUGAAGAAGUGUCUUGCUUUUUCUGUUUUGAUAAUAGUGUGUUCUAUUAUUAUUGAUGCCUUUA
Astyanax mexicanus (Mexican tetra) is the source of this 5955-nucleotide messenger RNA. RefSeq names its product tumor necrosis factor alpha-induced protein 2-like. The transcript is spliced from 13 exons. The coding region runs from base 1 to 2088 and encodes 695 amino acids. Lineage: Eukaryota; Metazoa; Chordata; Actinopteri; Characiformes; Acestrorhamphidae. Gene Ontology annotation, biological process: exocyst localization; exocytosis. The record is from RefSeq and is a predicted model, not a curated record. Gene Ontology annotation, molecular function: SNARE binding. Gene Ontology annotation, cellular component: exocyst.